Messenger RNA from Girardinichthys multiradiatus, 1043 nucleotides. RefSeq names its product myosin, light chain 12, genome duplicate 2 (gene myl12.2). Bases 180 to 698 code for a protein of 172 amino acids. The transcript has 4 exons. Gene Ontology annotation, cellular component: cytoplasm. The record is from RefSeq and is a predicted model, not a curated record. Gene Ontology annotation, molecular function: calcium ion binding. NCBI's taxonomy places the organism in Eukaryota, Metazoa, Chordata, Actinopteri, Cyprinodontiformes, Goodeidae.
UAAAGGUAAAAAUAAAAACAACGGAGGCGUUUCUGACUGAAUGGAACAUUCCAGACAGUUGGUUCUUUCCAGCUCUGCACCGCUCUGUCUGUGGGAUGUACUGAUAGCUUUGUGUAUUGCUAUUUUUCUACACAUUUUUAAAUUUCAUCUAAGAAAGAGGGGAUCCACAGGCCGGCAACAUGUCGAGUAAAAGGGCCAAGGGGAAGAACACCAAGAAGCGUCCCCAGCGGGCCACCUCCAAUGUGUUUGCCAUGUUUGAUCAGUCUCAGAUCCAGGAGUUCAAAGAGGCUUUUAACAUGAUCGACCAAAACAGAGAUGGAUUUAUUGACAAAGAAGAUCUCCAUGACAUGCUCGCCUCAUUAGGUAAAAAUCCUACUGAUGAGUACCUGGAAGCCAUGAUGAAUGAAGCCCCUGGCCCCAUAAACUUCACCAUGUUUCUGACCAUGUUUGGAGAGAAGCUGAACGGCACAGAUCCAGAGGAGGUGAUCCGUAACGCUUUUGCCUGCUUCGACGAGGAGGGUACAGGUGUGAUCCAGGAGGAGUACCUGCGGGAGCUGCUAACUACCAUGGGCGACAGGUUUACCGAUGAAGAAGUGGACGAGCUCUUCCGCGAGGCGCCGAUUGACAAGAAAGGCAACUUCAACUAUGUAGCUUUCACGCGUAUUUUAAAACAUGGCGCCAAGGACAAGGACGAUUAGUGAUGAGGGAUGUGCCUUUCGAGGUUCAUCCUGUACUCCAUUUGCAUCUUUAAAUGGGAUUUUAUUUUAUUUAGAUCAGCUUUAUCCUUAGUUUGGCUCUUGAAUAAGCUUCUCUAUGGUAUAGCUUAUUGAAGGUCAUUUGUUUAAGCUGCUUCCUGGACCUCUGGGUCCCCUUCCAACCCUCAUUUCAGAGCUCAUUUUGCACAUCUGUGACGACACUACAGGGUCUAUGUAUGUAGACCUAAUGGAGAAAGGUGGAAAUAACCGAUGUGAGGCGUUUGCUUAAGAAUAAAUAACUUGUGUUUUUGUAGGAAUGUUUUGACAUUAAAUUGUGUUCUGAGGCCA